AACCCACACUCCUGCUGUCUGCCAACAGGUUGUAUGUACUCGUGGCUCCAGACCUUCUCCUUCCAGGCCUGCAGCCAGGAGGUCCUCUCUACAGCUAGCCCAGGUGGAGGCUACUCCUCCCUGAAUGGAAUCCGCAUCUUUAGCCUUCUAUGGAUAAUCUGUGGACACACUGUCCAGCUCAGCGCCUGGAACAACCUAGAUAAUGAAAAGAGAUGGAAAGGGACAGUGGAGAAAAACCCUCUGCAUGUGUUUGCCUUCAGUGGACCUGUUUAUCUGGCUGUGGAUACCUUUCUGCUCCUAGGAGGUCUUUUGAGUGCAAGGUCCCUGCUGGGGUCCAUUCAGAGAGCGGAGGACAAACUGAGUCCAGGUCUGGUGGCCAACUUCCUCUUCAAAAGGUUUAAAAGAGUCCAGCCGCUGCACCUCUUCAUCGUGUGUCUCGCUAUCGGCCUCUUCUCCGUGGUCCAGAGAGGUGCAUUCUGGUUCAUCGCCGAGGAUGAGAUCAUCAACUGUAAAAAGUACUGGUGGUCCAACCUGCUACUGGUCAACAACCUCUUCACCAUCACUGACAUAUGUGCUCCAUGGACCUGGUAUCUGUCCCUGGAUUUCCAGUUCUAUGCAACAACCCCCCUGCUCAUCUACCUCUAUAGGCUGAACAAAGGAGUUCUGGUUGGUGUGGCUUCAGCUCUGCUGUUUCUGUCCAGUCUGACUAGCGCUGUUCUCACUGCCCUACUGCACCUCCCAGUUCACCAGCCUACCACACUAAAAUAUGAAAACUACUUCCAGUAUUACUACAAUAAACCCUACACCAGAUACGGGCCCUACCUGAUCGGGAUCCUGGCAGGGAUAAGCAUGACAACUAAGAAAGGCCACCUUUUAAAACAUCAGUGGCAGGCUGCAGUAGGUUGGUUCUGCUGCCUGUCAGUCAUGGCGAUAUUGGUAGGAUUGGCCUAUGUCCUCCGGGAUGUCCCACCCCAGCCGUCCGCGCCUCACGCCCUCUACCAGGGGAUCCAUCGCUCCCUCUGGGCCCUGGCCGUGGCCUGGAUCAUACUGGCCUGUGAGGAGGGAUAUGGAGGAUUUGUUGAUAACCUCCUGUCACUAAAUCUGUGGGUUCCUCUGUCCAACAUCAGCUUUGCCUGUUACCUGAUCCAUCCUGUUCUUAUUAUACUAUACAACGGCAAACAGGAGACUCCUAUACACUACACAGACAUGAACUUUUUCUAUCUGUUCCUGGGUCACAUGAUUCUGACGGUGGUGAUUGGCUAUGUGCUGACCGUGUUGGUGGAAAAGCCCUACCUCUUCCUCAGGGGCAGUAAGACUUAAGGACAUGACCCCCUCGACCCUCCUCCUUUAGGACAUGACCCCUAGACCCGCCUCCUCUACAACAUGACCCCUACACCCUCCUCCCUACGACAUGACCCCUCCUCCCUACGACAGGACCCCUAGACCCUCCUCCUCUACAACACUCCUGUAGAUCUGAAAGGAUUGGAUAGCUGUGAGCAGUAUGGCCAUAAAUGAAAGGAAUGAUGUAUGGGCUGAUUUAUAAAGAUGACUGUAUUCAUUGUAAGAUGGAAGAUGUGCGGUGUAAAUGAUUGUAUAAUUUGCCAUGUAUAAAAACUGAAACAUAAAGUCUGAACAGAGUGGUAUGUUAGAAUGUAAUACUUUCUGUGGUUAGAAUGUUUAACGCUGACUGUAGUAUUGAGGUACAAUGUUACUUGUGAAGCCAAGCAGUGUAAGAAGAGCUCUUCACUAGAUACAUAAACAUACAAAGGCCAUUUCCUCAAAAGUGAGUUUACAACUUGAUCAACUUUCAAAGCAGAAUUACUUUUCCAUUGUUCCUCAAAUGCUGUGUAUGAUAAACCAUUUUGCUG
Oncorhynchus mykiss (rainbow trout) is the source of this 1868-nucleotide messenger RNA. RefSeq names its product O-acyltransferase like (gene oacyl). The record is from RefSeq and is a predicted model, not a curated record. NCBI's taxonomy places the organism in Eukaryota, Metazoa, Chordata, Actinopteri, Salmoniformes, Salmonidae. Gene Ontology annotation, molecular function: acyltransferase activity, transferring groups other than amino-acyl groups.